AUGUGCACGUCCAUAGAAGAGGUUCAGCCAGAAAAAGGAAUAAUUGGUGCCGGGCCUAGAUUUGUAUCCCUAUGCAUGGAGCGAAGGAACAACAACGGCGUUCACGUAUUUGGAUUUCACACGGUUAUCAACUGGUUGGUUGGCCAGAAAAUCGAAGUUGAAUUUGUGGUAACGUCUACCAAGCACGGAUACGAGCCGUUGGUGAUCCUACAAUGUAACGUACUAUCGAAUCUCAAGUAUAAUUUCAAUGAAAUUUCACCCAAGCAAAAUCAAAAUAAUAACGGCUCGAGUCCCCGUAAUGCCCAAGGAAGUCAGCUGGUUGAGGCUGAGCGUCAUGUGAUUGGUGGGUCGAAAAUCGCCAAUUUCAACGUCGAUUACAACUUCAACUCCAGCUUCAACUUCACACCUUGA
This is a messenger RNA of Trichophyton rubrum CBS 118892, 411 nucleotides long. RefSeq lists its product as uncharacterized. Lineage: Eukaryota; Fungi; Ascomycota; Eurotiomycetes; Onygenales; Arthrodermataceae. The record is from RefSeq and is a predicted model, not a curated record. Bases 1 to 411 code for a protein of 136 amino acids. The transcript is spliced from 2 exons.